CGUCCAUUGGUACUUCCGUUGCGUCCGUGCGACGCUAGUCGGCGGCACGAGUUGACGUUGUAAAGGGAUCUCGAAAAUCCGCUGCGUUAACGUUAAACGGUUUUAUUUGCCCUUCUCUGUUAUAUUCGAAAAGCGUUCCCGUUUUGUACGCGAUUUAAGGGUUUCAAAAAAACUGUUCUGUCGCCCUCGAAGAGAUUGCGACGUUGCCGGUUUCGUCGACGCGUUCUUCGGGCGGCACGAGCUGGCAUCGGACACCUGUUGAACGAUGAGAAAGUUGAAACGCGUCGGGGAGAUUCAGUUCGAAACCGGAGGCUUUCGGUCGUAAAACGAAGCGACGCGAUCUUAUGCGCGCCGCGUCCGUGUGUCUUUCGCGUGUUGUUUGUGCGUGCAGUUUUUUGAAGUGUCGUUUCGCUCGGAUUUUAGGGACGGUAUACGGCUGCCGCAGUCGCCCGCUCAAGAGCUGGUCACUUGCAUUAUGAAACCAGCGAGAGCGCGUCGUUUCAAAGGAGAACCAACAUGAGUCAACGGGAUGAGGUGCAGAAGUUCGAGCAGGGACGCAUCAAGGUCCUCCAGGAGGAACGCCUCUACAUACAGAAGAAAACCUUCACGAAAUGGAUGAACUCGUUCCUGCAAAAGGCCCGGAUGGAGGUGGAGGACCUGUUCCAAGACUUGGCGGACGGCCGUAAGCUGCUCAAGCUGCUCGAGAUCAUAUCGGGUGAGAAGCUCGCCAAGCCGAACAACGGCAAAAUGCGGGUCCACAAGAUCGAGAACGUCAACAAGAGCCUCGCGUUCCUCCACACGAAAGUGAGGCUCGAGAGCAUAGGCGCCGAGGACAUCGUCGACGGCAACCCCCGCCUGAUCCUCGGCCUGAUAUGGACGAUAAUCCUGAGGUUCCAGAUCCAGGAAAUCGAAAUCCACCUGGACGAGGACAACGAGAGCUCGGAGAAGAGGUCGGCGAAGGACGCGUUGCUGCUGUGGGCGCAGCGCAAAACCAACGGAUACGCGGGCGUCAACAUCGUCGACUUUUCCGGCUCGUGGAGGAGCGGGCUCGGCUUCAACGCGCUGAUCCACGCCCACCGUCCCGACCUAUUCGACUACGACGCCCUCGUCAGCCGCAAGAACCUCGACAAUUUGAACCACGCGUUCGACGUCGCGAGCAACGAGCUCGGCAUCUCGAAGCUGCUCGACGCCGAGGACAUCGACACCUCGCGUCCCGACGAGAAGAGCAUCAUCACGUACGUCGCGUCUUAUUACCACACGUUCGCGCGGAUGAAAAACGAGGAAAAGUCCGGCCGGAGGAUCGCCAAGAUCGUCAGCCAAAUGGUGGACGCGGACAAGAUGAAAAUCAGCUACGACAAGUUUGUCACCGACUUACUGGAGUGGAUAAAAACGAAAAUCGGGCAGCUGGAGGACCGGCAGUUUCCCAACUCGCUGGAGGGCAUCCAGACGCUGCUGCUCGCCUUCGGCCAUUACCGCACGCGGGAGAAGCCGCCCAAAUACAAGGAGAGGAGCGAGAUCGAGGCGCUGUACUUCAACAUCAACACGCAGCUGAAAGAGCUGAGGCAGCCCGCGUUCACCCCGCCCGACGGCAAGCUGGUGCAGGACGUCGAGAGGGCGUGGGACGUAUUGGAAAAGGAGGAGCACCGCAGGGAGGGCGCGCUCCGCGACGAGCUCCUCCGCCAGCAGAAGCUCGAGCAGCUCAACUAUAAGUUCGAGAAGAAGAGCAUCCUGAGGGAGAGCUACCUGAAGGAGAUGAUCCAGGUGUUGUCGGACCCGAGGUACGGCUCCAAUCUGGCACAGGUGGACGCGACCGUUAGGAAACACGAGGCGAUCAGCGCGGACAUCUUGGCGCGCGAGGGCAGGAUCCACGACCUCACCCAGAUGUGCGAGGACCUCGUACGCGAAAAGUACCGCAACUCGGAGAGGGUAAGGAGGCGCGAGCGCGACAUUAUCGCCCAGUGGGAGGAGCUGAUCGGCCUCCUCGACAAGCACAAGACCAAUUUGACGAGGAUGGGCGCGGUGAUGGCGAUCCUGAGAGAGAUAGAGACGACGCUGUCGAGCGUCGAGCAGCUGCGUAUCGACCUUUCGUCGUCAGACACCGGCAUCCACUUGAUGGCGGUCGAAGACCUGCUGCAGCGCCACGCGCUCCAAGAGCUCCAGAUCACGUCGCUCGGCGAGACGGAGCGCAAACUGACGCGGUCCGGCGAGCAGGUGGCCGCCAACAACCCGAAAGAGGCGGACGUGCUCAAGGAUCGGCUGCGCGAGCUGGCGCGUGCUUACGCGCACCUCAAAGAAGCCGCGAUCGCGAGGAAAACCGCCCUGGAGGAGGCGCGGAACUUUUACCAGUUCCUGCAAGAUCAAGAGGACGAGGAGGCGUGGCUCGUCGAGAAACAGAGGAUAUGUCGGGCGGGGAUCGCGGCCAAGGACCUGAGGGGCGUGGUCGCGCUCCAGCAGAAGCAUAAGGUGCUCGUGGACGAGAUCAAGGCUCGCAGGAACAAGUUCGACCAGUUGGGGGCGGUCGGGCACCAGCUCACUGCCGAGCGCCACCCCCGGUCAGCGGAGAUCGCGCGGCACCUCGAGCGCAACGAGAAGGCGUGGCAGACGUUGGAGGAGAUGGCGGCGGAACGCGCGAAGCAGCUCCAGGACGCGGUCGAGGCGUACCAGUUUUACGCGGACGCGAACGAGGCCGAGUCGUGGUUCCUCGAGAAAGAGUCGAUCUUGUCCUCGAAGGAUUUGGGCGGGGACGAGCCGAGCGCGCAGUCGCUGCUCCAGAGGCACAAGGACCUCGAGAGCGAACUGCUCGCCUACGGCGGCGACAUCCAGAGUCUCAACGCGCAGGCGGAGCGCCUCAUCGAGCGCGGCAUCUCGCACCUCGACCUCAACGUCGACGCCGACGCGGUCGACUCGCUCCCGGAGAUCGAGUACGAGUACAGGAUGGUGGCGACCGAGGUGUAUGAAGACGAGCCCGUCGAAAAGGUCGAGUACCGCAACGCGGUGGAGGAACGUAAGGUGCCCCAGGUGAGGGCGCUGUACCCGUUCAGCGACCACGGCCUGACGAUGAUCAAGGGCGAGGUGAUGUUCCUCUUGAACAAGAGCAACCCCGAUUGGUGGUGCGUGCGCAAGGCGGACGGCACGGACGCGUUCGCGCCCGCCAAUUACGUGGUGGAAAUCGAGCCGCGCGUCAUCCAGAUCAACGUGCGCAAACCGGAAACGGUGAAGACAGUGCAAAAGGUGAAGAAGACGAAGAUGGUGAAGACGAAGGUGCCGGCGAAGGUGCGCCGACCGAUGCGACCCGCCAAGAAGAAGACGGACGACGGCGACAGCAUCCCGAGGCGCAUCGAGAAGAUCAACGAGACGUACGCGAGGCUGAAGGGCGUGGCGGCGACGAGGAGGGCGCUGCUCGAGGACGCGCGCCGGCUGUUCCGCUUCUACAAGGAGUGCGACGACUUCGAGAGAUGGAUCGGGGACAAGGAGAGGAUGCUGGCGGUGGACGACCCCGACGACAGCGUGCUCCAGGCGAAGAGGAAAUACGAAAAGUUCCUCACCGAUUUGUCGGCGAGCACCAAGCGCGUGGAGGAGCUCGAGGCGGAGGCGGGCGAGUUCGAAGCACAGAACCACGCGCAGAUCGACAAGAUAAGGGCGCGCCUCCGCCAAAUCCGCCUCGGCUGGCAGAAGCUCAACCGGCUCAAGGCGUCGAAGGAGAAGAGCCUCGAGGGCGCGAGCAGCGUGGAGCUGUACAACAAACUGUGCGAGGAGGCGCGCGACUGGAUGCUCGAAAAGAUGACGCAGCUCGAGUCGAACGUGAUCGGCCACGACCUGAAGACGGUGCAGGCGUUGCGGCGGCGCCACGACAACCUGGAACGCGAACUCGCGCCCGUCGAGGAGAAGGUGUCCAAGGUGACGCUGCUCGCGAACGACGUGCAGGCGACUUAUCCGAGCGAGCGACUCAACGUGUCCCGGAAGCAACGCGAGAUCGACGAGCUGUGGCAGAAAGUGAGACAGAAGGCGGUCGAGAGGCGGGCGCGCCUCGAGGACGCCGUCGGCCUGCAGAUCUUCACCGACGGCGCGCGCGAGCUGCUCAAGUGGGUCGCCAGCGUCAAGGACAAGCUGAACGCCGAGAACGUUGUCAGGGACGUGCAGACCGCCGAGGGUCUGAUCAAGGAGCACGGCGACAUGCGGGGCGAGAUCGGCGCCAAAGAAGACGAGUUCCGGCAGCUCGCCGAGCUCGGCGAGAAGCUGCUCGAGACGAACCCGGAGCUGCGCGAGGUGCGCGACCUCGUCGACAGGCUCGACGCCGAGCAGGCGGCCAUCGCCAGAGGGUGGAAGGAAAAGGACCGGUGGCUGGACCAGUGCCUGCAACUGCAGCUGUUCAUCAAAGAGGCGGACAACAUCGACGCCAUCACUUCCGCGCACGCCGCGUUCCUCGAGUACUCGGACGUCGGGAACUCGCUGGACGAAGUGGAGGCCCUCCAGAAGCAGCACCGCGCGUUCGACGACACGCUCUCCGCGCAAGACGAGCGGCUCGCCGCCCUCGCCAAGAGGGCGGACGCGUUGAUCGCGAGCGGUCACUACGAGAGCGCCGGCAUCGCCGAGAGGCGGGACCGCGUGCUGGCGCGGCGCCAGAAUGUCAAAGAGCUGAGCCGGAAGCGGGCGAACGCGUUGGACGCGUCCAAAAACUACCAAGAGUUCACCGCGGAGGUGCACGACCUCCGCUACUGGCUGGCCGAAAAGUGCAGGACCGCCUCCGACGAGAGUUACCGCGACCUCAACAACCUCGAGCGGAACCAGCAGAAGCACGAGGCGUUCGAGCGGGAACUGAGGGCGAACGAGGGUCAGCUGCGCGCCGUCACCAAGCUCGGGUCCGCGCUGAUCGCCCAGGGCGUCGUCCAGAAGGACGACGUUGCUAGGAUCUUGAGUCAGCUGAACGACAACUGGAAGAGCCUGGUGGGCAACUCUCUGGGCAAGACGCGCAAACUGAAGCAGGCGGCCGUGCAGCAGGAGUACAACGCGGCCGUCGACGACGUCAAGAUCAAGUUCGACGAGAUCGAUACUAGUCUGAGAAGCGUCAACGUCGGCACCGACCUGCGCUCGUGUCGGGAGCUCCUCAAGAGACACGAGGCGCUCGAGAAGGAGCUGCGGCAGUGCUCCGCGAGGGUCGAGGACCUCGCAGGCAGGAGCCGUGACCUCGGCGAGGAGGGACACUUCGACUCGGAGACCAUCCGCGAGAACGCGCUGGCGUCGCAGCGGAGACUGAAGGAGCUCGACGAGCCUAUCCGGCAGAGGCGGGCCGCGCUAGAAGAGGCGCUCGAGUUUUACAAGUUCCGCUUCGAGAUCGACCUGGAGCUGCAGUGGAUCGGGGAGCGUCUGCCGCUGGCGGCGUCAGAGAACUUGGCUCAGAACCUGCACCAAGCCCAGAAUUUACACAAGAAGAACAAGAAGCUGCGCGCCGAGAUCCUCGGACAUCGGCCGGUGAUCGACAAGGCGCUCGAGCAGGGCGGCGCGUUACUGAACAGGAACCACCCGGACGGGCAGCUGAUCAGGCGGCUGUGUGACGAGCUGCGCGCCGCUUGGGCCGACCUGAACGAUCGCGCGCAGAAACGCGGCGAAAAGCUCGAGCUAUCGCUCAAGGUGCAGCAGUACGUGUUCGAGGCGAACGAGGUAGAGUCGUGGCUGAACGAGAAGGCCGACGUACUGGCGGGCAACGAUUUCGGCAGGGACAGGGACUCCGCGACCAAGCUGUUGACGAAACACAAGGCGCUCGAGCUGGAGCUCGACACCUACCACAACAUCAUAUCAGAGAUGGGCCACGGCGCCCAGGCCAUGAUCAAGCUCGAGCAUCCCGACUCGAAGCUCAUCUCCGAGCGGCAGUCGAGCUUGGAGCACCUGGUGCGCUCGCUGCAGAGGAAGGCUGCCGUCAGGCAGCACCGCCUCAUCGAGUCGCUGUUGCGCCACGAGUACUUUGCCGAGUCCGAGGAACUGGAGCGGUGGAUCUCGGAGAACCUGCAGCUCGCCUCGUCGUCGGACUACGGCCGGGACUACGAGCACCUGCUGCUACUCAAGAGCAAGUUCGACGACCUGAAACACAACGUCGAGACCGGGACGGAAAGGUACAACCAGUGCGAGGCGCUGGCCCAAAAACUGCUCGCCAACGAUAGCCCUUACGCCGUCGACAUCCAAAACAAACAACACCAGCUCGAAACCGACCCACGUCCCUCGCACGUCCCCCAGGAGGUGGAAGAACGGCGUCGACACGUCAGGCACGCGUGGGAAAACCUCCGCGAGCAGCUCAAGAAGCGAGAGGAACGUCUCAAUAGCGCCGGCGAGGUGCACCGCUUCCAUCGCGACGUCACCGACGCCCUCCAGCGGAUCCAAGCGAAGGACGCGGCCCUCGGCACCGAUCUGGGUCGCGACCUCAAUUCCGCCGUCGCCCUGCUGCGCAAACACGAGGCGUUCGAGAACGAGCUGGUCGUGUUGGAGGCGCAGCUGCAGUUGUUGGUCGAGGACGCGUCCAAGCUGCACGCCGCCUAUCCCAGCAACAAGAACAACAUCCGGCAGCAGCAGACGCUCGUGGUGGACGCGUGGAACGGCCUCAAGGAGAGAGCGGACCUGCGCAAGGACCAACUCCAAGCGAGCGUCGACCUCCAAAGGUUCCUCGCGCAGGUGCGCGACCUCACCAACUGGGCGACCAGCCUGAGGCUGUCGAUGGGGGCGGAGCAGAGCGUGAGGAACGCGGCGCGCGCCCAACUCCUCAAAACCGAACACGAAGCGCUCAAGGGCGAGAUCGAGGCGCGGGAGGCAGACUUCCGGGACGUCGCCGACAAUCUGGCCGCGAUGGAGCAGACCGGCCAUUACGCGGCCACGGAGGCCGUCGACAGGUACCGGAACCUGAUCGAGGAGCGGGAACGCCUCCACACCGCGUGGCAACUGAAAAAGGUGCACCUGGACCAGCUGUGCGACCUGCACAUAUUCCUCAGGGAGGCGCGCCUAAUCGAGGACGCGACCAACGCGCAAGAGGUGACGCUGAGCAACGCGGACUUCGGCGAGACCGUCGACGAGGUCAACAACCAGCUGAAACGGCAUGAGGCGUUCGAGAAGCUGGUCGCGAUCCAGGACAAGAACCUCGAAAGCCUGAUCCAUUCGGGCGAUAAGCUCGUCGCACAGAACCACUUCGAGAGCGCCAAGAUCGGCCAAGUCCUCGAGCAGGUGCGCGCGAAACGGGACGCGGUCCAUCGACUCUGCGACGCGAAACGCGAGGCGCUCCGCGACGCGGUCCUCUACGCCGAGUUCAACCGGGACGUGGGGGAGACGAUGGUGUGGAUCGCCGAAAAGCAGAAGAAACUCGAGUUCGAGGGCAGGAUGGCCGACGAUAUCGGCCUCGAGGAGAAGAUCAAAAAGCUGCAGCGGCACCAGGCGUUCCACGCCGAGGUGACCGCGAACGUCGGCCGCAUCGAGGAAAUCAAAACGGUGGGCCGCGAGCUCGUACGCAAGGGCCACCACGCGUCCGACGACGUCGGGGGCAAGCUCGCUCAGUUGGACAGCGCGUGGAGCCGGUUCCUGGCGGAGACGAAGCUGAGAGGCCGCGGCCUCGAGGAGGCCCAAGACAUUCUCGAGUUCAACAGUCUGCUCGACAAGAUCGAGGCGUGGAUCCGGGAGAAGGAGGUGAUGAUCCACUCGGGCGACACGGGCCGCGACUACGAGCACUGCCAGCUACUGCUGCGCAAGCUCGACGACGUCGGCAGCGACAUGCGCGUCGACGACGCGAGGAUACGCAACGUCAACGCGCUGGCCGAGAAACUGGCCCGGCAGGGUCACGAGGGAGCGGUCGAACGCAGGGACCACUUCGUGGCCAAGUGGCAAUCGCUGCAGGGCGCGUUGAGCGGCUACAAAGCGAAGCUGAGCGCCGCUCUGGAGGUGCACCUCUUCGACAGGGACGUCGCGGACACCCUCGAGCGCAUCCAGGAGAAGUACGUAGCGAUGGACGGGGACGACGCGGGCAGGGGCGUGGCCGCGGUCGAGAGCCUCGUCCGUCGCCAGGAGGCGCUCGAGAUUGAAAUCAAGGCGAUCGAGGACAAGGUCCGCGUCCACGAGGAAGACGCGCGCGCCCUUCGAGCCGAGCACCGAGACGGCGAGGACCACGUGAACGCGAAGCUCCGCCUCCUCGCCGACCAUCUCGACAAACUCGACAAGGCGAAACGGAGACGCAGGGAGGCGCUCGAGAGGGCGUACUUGCGAGAAAAGUUCCUCGCGGAGAGCGAGGACCUCGAGCUGUGGGUGUCGGACACGGUGAAACGGAUGGAAGCGACGGGCAAACCGAACAGCGUCGCCGAGGCGGAAGCGCACCUCGAGCUCCACAACGAGCUGCGUGCGGAGAUAAACGGACGUCGGCAGCUGUUCCGGGAUUCGAUCCGCGCGGGAGAAACGUUCGCGGAGAAAGACAACCCCGCCGUCGUGGAGAGCGUGGGCAGACUGCGCGAGCUCGAGCGGGCCAUCGACGAGGCGUGGGAGCGACGAAAGGAGCAACUGGCACGCGAAUACUCGAUCCAGGACUUUAAGGAGCAAGCGAACCAGAUCAACAACUGGCUCGCGACGAAGGAGGCGUUCCUGAACAACGACGACGUGGGCGACACGCCGCGCGCGGUCGACAAGCUGCUGCGCAAACACCAGGACUUCGAGAACUUGCUGGAGAGGCAGCUGUUGCGCAUCGGUGAGCUCGAGGUGGCGGCCGCGAAGAUUGCGGAAAGCGCCGAGGUGAGCAACAGGCUGAAGGCGAUCGCGGCUCGCAAGGAGCGGCUGCUCGAGCGGUGCCGCGAGCGGAAGGACGUGCUCGACAAGUCCAAGGCGCUGCAGCGCUUCUUGCGCGACGUCAACGACGUCGAGAUCUGGCUGAACCAGAAGCUCGCGGUGGCCGGCGACGAGAGCUACCGCGACCCCACCAACCUGCAGAACAAGAUCCAGAAGCACGCCACCUUCGAGGCGGAAGUGAUGGCUAGCAGCGAGCGACUGCAAAGCGUCGUCGAGGAGGGCAAAGAGCUGAUCGCCGCCGAUCACUACGCCGCGAAAGAGAUCGGCGUCAGACUGGACGAGUUGGAGAACGACUGGAAACACCUGAUGGAGACGUCCCACUUGAAACGGGACCGCCUCAACGAGGCCUAUCAGGCGCUGCUGUUCACCAGGUCGCUGGAGGAGUUCGACGCGUGGCUGAGCGAGGUCGAGCUGCAGGCGCGAUCGACGGAGACGGGCAGAGAUUCGGCGACGGCCGCCAAUCUGCUGAAGAGACACGCGGCCCUCGAGAACGACGUGCUGCAGCACACGGAAAACUGCGAGCAAAUCGACGACGGCGCCGAGCAGUUCGUCAAGAGCGAGCACUUUAUGAGCGAGGAGAUCAAGGCGGAAGCUGAAGACGUCGUCACGCGGUUCCACCAACUCGCGGAGCCGCUCCAGGCGAGGAGGGACCUGCUCGAGUCGGCCGCGAUGCUGCUCCAGUUCACCAGGGACGUGGACGACGAGAUCCGCUGGUUGUCGGAGAGGGAGGCGAGCGCCGCGUCGCCCGACCUCGGAGCGAACCUCUCCGAGGUGCGGAGCCUCCACAAGAAACACCAGUCGCUCGAGGCGGAGCUCGCCUCCAGGGAGCCGAUCGUCUCCGGUUUGGUGUCGCGCGCCAAUAAUCUGAUCGGGGCCAAUCAUCCGUCGGCGGACGCGAUCAAGGACAAAGCGAACCAGGUCAGGACGCACUUGGCGCAGGUGCGCGACCUCGCCAGCGUCAGGAAGCUGCGUCUGCAGGACGCGCUCGAGGCCCACACGUUCUAUCAAGAGGCGGCGGAGGCGUCCGCGUGGAUCCAGGAGCGCAGACCUUUCCUGGCGACGAGGGAGGUGGGCCAGGACGAGGACGGGGCGCACUCGUUGCAGCGGAAGCUGGAGGCCUUGACCGCGGAGGUGAAGAAUUUCCAGCCCACCGUGGACCGACUGAAACGCGUCGCGGACGGCUUCAUCGAACGCGAGCACUUCGAUUCGGCCAACGUGGCCGAGCGGAAGAACCGCCUGGAGGACGAGUUCGACGACGUCCGCAAGCUGAUAUCGGAACGGGAAGUGAGGCUGAGCGAAGCCCUCCAGUAUUUUGGGUUCGUCCGCGAGUGCAACGAGGUGCAGGAGUGGAUGCGCGACCAGGUCAACAGGACCGACUCGGACGAGUACGGCAACGAUCUCGAGCACGUGGAGCUGCUCAUCCAGCAAUUCGACACGUUCCACGCGAGCCUCCUCAACAGCGAGCCGCGCAUCGUCCAGUGCAUCGAGAACGGCUACGCCAUCAUCGACUCCAAGAGCGGCUACAGCGGCGACGUGCAGCAAAAGGUCACCGAGCUGAAGAACGCGUGGGACGACCUCUUGGAGUUGGCGAACGCGAGGCGCGAGGCCCUAGCGGGCGCCAAACAGGUCCACCUGUUCGACCGCACCGCGGAGGAGACGACCUCGUGGAUCCAGGAGAAGGAGUCGGACCUCAUCUACGGCUCGUACGUCCAGGACUCGGAAGCGGUCGAACAACUGACGAGGAAGCACCAGGCUCUCGAGACGGAAAUGAAGGCUAUCAAGGACAAGGUCGAUUACAUCGAGCUGGAGGGCGACCGACUCGUGGCGGAGUUCCCCGACACCAAGGAGCACGUCGACGACAAACGGGACGACACUUUGGCCGCGUGGGAGGACCUCAAGCUCAAAGUGGAACGGCAGAAGGACUACCUGCAGCAGAGUGAGCUGCUGCAGUCGUACUUUGACGAGUACCAGGAUUUGCUGGCGUGGAUCAACGAGACGCUGGCCAAGAUCACGGCUCCCGACCUGCCCCAGGACUGCUCCGAGGCGGAGCUGUUGAUUGAGCGACACAAAGAGUACAAGACGGAGAUCGACGGCCACGUGGCCAUCUUCGCCAAGUUCUACGAGGACGGUAGGCAGUUCAUGGACCGCGGCCACUACCUCACCCAGGACAUCGAGGACAAGAUCACGAUCCUACGGCAGCGGAUGGAACUGCUGGCGAACACGUGGGGCCAGCGGAGCGUCAUCUACGAGCAGAACCUCGACGUACAGCUGUUCAAGCGGGAGGCGAACGCGCUGGAGAAUUGGCUCGCGGUACGUGAGGGAGUCCUGCGGGACGACAAGGUCGGCGAGACGAUCGCCCACGUGGAGGAGUUGAUCAGGAAGCAUCGCGACUUCGAGGAAGCCGUGAAGGCGCAAGAAGACAAGUUCGAGGCGCUGAAGCGGAUGACGUUGCUCGAGGAGGCGUUCUCGCACCAGCUGAAGCAGGAGGCGCUCGCGCGCAAAGCGGAAAAGGAGCGGCUCGAGCAGGAGAAGAUCGAGCAGAGGAAACGGCAGGAGAUGGCAAGGAUAACGGAGCUGAGGCGGCAAGAGUCUGGCGAGCGGGAGCCGAGGUACGACGAGAGGCAGAACGGGACGGCGGCGCCGCGCGUGGCGCCGCAGCCCGCGUCGCCGCCCCCGACGGCGACGAAGCCCGCGGUGUCGCUAAGGAAGACCAACUCGGUGGCGCAGAUGUUCGAACGCGACCGACUGAGGCGCGGCUCGGAGAGCUCGGUGAAGAGGGCGGAGAGCAUGAAGGUGGGGCCGGCGGUGAAGCCGCCCAAACGGACGCCGUCGUUUACUACCCGCAGGAAGGGCUCUUUCAAGUCGAAAAAUCACGACGUGGUGCUGCCACCGGUGGAGGCUGAGGCGUUCCUCGAACGCAAGCAGAUCCUGCUGCCUGGAGCGAAGCGCGCGUCCAACAGGGCGUGGAAGAACUCGUACACCGUCCUGUGCGGGCAGCUGCUUUGCUUCUUCAAGAACAAGGACGAUUUCGCUGAUAGCAAGGCGAGCGGCGCGCCCCUGAACAUCCACAACGCUUCUUGUACCGUGGCCAACGACUACCAGAAGCGCAGGUACACCUUCAGGCUCGUCGUCACCGACGGCUCCGAGUUUCUCUUCUCCUGCGGCUCUGAGGUCGAGAUGAUGGACUGGGUGAACAAGAUCAGCUUCCGGGCGAGGCUACCGCCCAGCCAGCAGCUGCUCCACUUCGAGAUAGCGAAGGACCCGAACGACGAGAUGAGCUCACAGUCGAGCAGGACUUCGAGUCCGGACGUGGCGGACUCGGUGGUCCUGAGGCACGACCCGCAGGCCACCAACGGCGCUGCGGUCGGCUCGAGUCAGUCCGUCAAUCGGCACACGCUCGGAGGGGAUCCGCCCCCGAGACGAGGUCCCACCCGCGAUUCGGCGGAAAGUCCGCCCCCUCUGCCCACGACGGAACCCCCGCACGCGUACCCUUCGAAACGGUACUCGUUUGAAAACAGCGGACACCUUUACGACGAUUACGGCAGGAGCGGACCGAGGCAGGAUAUCCAGCCGAGGCCACUUUCGAUGAGCGGCCAGGACGCCCCAAAAAUGUCCCACAGGAUCCGGGACCUGUUUGUCCGGAGGAAGCGUAACACUUCCCAGUCCUAAUCGAAGGACGCCCAUUUAUAAUUAUCUUAUUACUUUUAAGAUUGUUAAUGUUGCAAAUUCAUAUAUAUAUAUAUAUAUAUAUAUAUAUAUAUAUAUAUAUAUAUAUAUAUAUAUAUAUAUAUAUAUAUAUAUA
Cylas formicarius (sweet potato weevil) is the source of this 12604-nucleotide messenger RNA. RefSeq names its product spectrin alpha chain, non-erythrocytic 1 (gene kst). NCBI's taxonomy places the organism in Eukaryota, Metazoa, Arthropoda, Insecta, Coleoptera, Brentidae. Bases 517 to 12471 code for a protein of 3984 amino acids. Gene Ontology annotation, molecular function: phospholipid binding; actin filament binding. Gene Ontology annotation, biological process: actin cytoskeleton organization. The transcript is spliced from 13 exons. The record is from RefSeq and is a predicted model, not a curated record. Gene Ontology annotation, cellular component: cell projection; plasma membrane; cortical actin cytoskeleton.